Molecule: messenger RNA, 396 nt
Organism: Haemonchus placei
Lineage: Eukaryota; Metazoa; Nematoda; Chromadorea; Rhabditida; Trichostrongylidae
Source: the annotation of a GenBank genome assembly
AUGACUACCCCGCAGGACUAUACAGAACAGCCCGGAGAAACGGUCCCACAUUUGACAGACCAACAUGAUAUCAAACGGAUACUAAUCGAUCACGAGCAAACGAUCGAGGAGUUGCUCAUAAAAAUAAAAGAUAUACGCGAAGAAUGCCUUUGUCAGGAACGUUUUCAGGAAGAUGACGCUGGGAAGAAAAUUUGCAAUGAGCUGAAUAUGCUCAACAAACAGUUCAGCGAACCAAAAGGAACUUUACAGCAAGAACGACACCUAGAAACAACCACAAACCACACACAAACUGACGGUGAAAGACAGGUGCACACGGAGGGCAAUACCAUUCAAGAGGACGAACAAGAGAAGAAUGGGAAACGUGGAAUACAUGUAAAUUGUCAACUAAGACCUUGA